Molecule: messenger RNA, 5396 nt
Organism: Amoebophrya sp. A25
Lineage: Eukaryota; Dinophyceae; Syndiniales; Amoebophryaceae
Source: the annotation of a GenBank genome assembly
AGUUCGACGAGCAAGAACGCGGUUACGGUUGAAACGGCAUGAUUACUGGCUCACUGCGCUCCAUCGCCUUCAUCAGAACAUGGAUCUACAUUUGAAGAGCGCGGGUCUCGUGCUGGGACGCUCGAUGUACUCCAUGACAGCGAAUAGACUGCGGAGAAUAAUAAUGGAGGAUAGCAAGUCUUAUGAAGGUAGUUUUUUUUGGAAUUGAAGUUUCGAUAAGUGUAAUUGCACGUGUUGUUCGGAGGAUGGUUUUUUUUGACUUUGGACGCGCUCUCGUCCUGUAUGAGCACCCGUUCAUAGAUACCGCGGAUGUAUCAGCGAAAGAAGAUAUGGAACCGUAGCCAUUUUGGCUCAAGGUUCGUGCUAAGAAUUAUCCUAUUUCGCAGGAGUGUGCUGCAAAUCUAAAUUGGCUUCUUUCUUUUUUAUAAGGUUGGGGCUUAGGUCGUCUAGCGACGCUCAAAGCACAUAAGUAAAGCAGCCGGUUAGUUUUCCCUCUACUUAUAGACUUAUCCCUUCAAGCAAGAUAUGGAGCCUUGUCUUAGAUUUUCUGGCCCUGAACAUCCAGGUAUUCGGACGCGUCCAGUGUUCGACCAGACGCUACUCGUGUAUGGAAUAUCGAGGAUCGACUUGCUGUUGGUGGAACCGAGUCUGACGCGGCGAGCGACAGAACUUCCACCAAGAACACUGAAGUUAAGGCUACAGUAAAAAUUAGAGACAUGUUGAUCUUCCCAAGAAGCAUCUUCUUGGUGAUCCCGUUUCUUCUCAAGGCGAAUACAUCUUCCGACGCAUCUUCCUGCCCUUCCCGUUUGUUCUCGAGGGGAAAGAUCUUCCCACACAUCUUGCUGAUCCCGUUUGUUCUCGAGGGGAAAGCAACGGGCACCAGGAUGCCCUUGCAGAAGGUCUAUGGUCUAUGGUUGAAGCUCUAAGAGAAAAGAAGUUUUUUCGUUGGUUGGAAAAUCAUGUGGAGCCUCAGAGAGACCCGUUGAAGAAGUACAUCCAAGGCCCGCCGCUAGAGGCGAUCAUCAACCCACAGCGCACGGAGAAGGCGCCCUUACUGGAGACGCUCGAUAUGUACUUACGAAAGCGGGUGUCUUUGUCGUUGUGCAUCUUCCUUCAUCCGUUGUCUAAUUCCCUGUUCUCUAGAGUCAUCCCUUUAGAACAAGUCAAGAUUCUUUGAUCAAGUUGAGAGGAGCCAAGGCGGACCCUCACUAUGCCGUUGAGAUCCUCGGAAAGCUUAGACCCUAAAAAGCCUAGGCCCUAAAAAGCUUAGACCCUAAAAAUGCCCUAUUUAGUAGAAAAGAAACUAGCUCUAAUGGCCAUUACAGACGAGCCAGGUGCGUCUGCGUCACGAACAAGUAGUAGGGAGCACGGCGGCCCAAAACCAAGUACUAAAAGCAAGAAUGAUGAUGCGGAGCCGACGCGAGCUUCAUCUUCUGCCGGUCGAGUCGAGUCGAGAAUAAAAACAGAGAAGAUUAUGGCUGUCUAGAACAUGUCGACUUUCCAUGUAAUUGAAGUGUGGAGCAAUUGAGUAUACACUUAGCAGCUUCCUCCUCAGGGGCUUUAUUUCUUCUCUACCAACCUGGUGACUGGAUCCCGGCUGCUAGAAUAGUCUCCAUCUUAAACAUACUUCUCUAGUACCAGAAACCUCCCAUUCACCUCUACUUCUAAUAAGGAAUCAAGAAAAGGAAGAGGGCCCAGAGCAGAGGGCGAAGACGGUCGACAGGCCGUUUCAGAACAGCUUUCAGAGGAAGCAAAGAUGGAAAUAUUUGGCUACUCUGACAGCAAUAGUGGAAGCGUUGUAGACCUCAUCAGGGAACAACAGAGGAUGCACGACCCGAGAGUGCCAGAGUACUAUCUUUUUUUACAGCGAAAGCGUCUCAACCUCAUCAUCAAGCUCGUUAAAUCAAUGCCUUACAUUCUUUGGAUUUAAAGUUAUUUCCAAAGACUCAACAUACCAAGAGAAAGUUGUAAUGCUUUUGUUUCUCACUUUAAGUUCCGAAUCUGAAGACGCUGACAUAGCACGUGAUCUGCGUCGUUUUGAAUGUUCUUGAUUAUUUGAAGAUGUUGCUCACCAGGGCCGAAAGAAUAAAGCUUCGGAAGGAGGCCCGACAGCGAGCUCGAGCGCGGGAGGCCGAUCAAGAAAAGAGACGCUACGAGCGACGCGCGAAGCUUAGACGGCGCAUUGAGCGGGAUGCUCGUAACGAAGAAGAGCGCAGGCGGAUGAUGAACGAGUUCUGGUUGAUUAAGGCUAACGCAAGUAAGGACAUAAGUACCUUCUAAGUAGGCAAAUACUCCUGUCAGGGACGGGAAAGCCUAAGCCACCAUGCAGGCUUUCUUACACUAGAUGGAUGGAUAUUAUAACUGGGCUCCGAUCGUCUAAGUUGAACUAUCACAGCAGUAGCGCUAGUGAUGGCGGCAACCAGUCAGCCUCCGAGUGGGUGCAGGACUUCCAAGCACGACACCCAUUUGGUGUGGGCGACGGCGGCGACUCCUCACCGGGAGCCUCGCCACCGGGGUCACCCAGAUCGACUUAAGGAUCCGUCUAAUGCUACUUCAUCUUCAGUUUGUGAGUUCUCCCUUCAUGACUCAUCUCCAGCUUGAGAAAUUCAAAUCUUAAGAAGGCGAAGCAUCUUGAUCUCUGUCUCGUUUUUCACAGGGGAAGCGACGGCAAAGAUGUCUUUUAUGAUGAAUAAAUUUAUGUAGGUAAGGUGGUCGACCUUAGGUCAUCUAAUCGCUGCAACGCUCAAGGGGAGCAGGCGGAGAUGUGAGUCCUUCCUUCGCCGGAAGUAGUCCGGCGGCGGCGAGGCACGUGCAGCUGUCGGCAGGGAGCUACGGCGGUGCCAUAAGCACGUCUAUUAAGGGUUUCCACAUUACAUUCUCGACUAACAUUCUUGACCUUUUUCAGCAAAUGGUGAAAAAGGAUUGCCAAAAAGAAUGCAAUGCUGCAAACUUUAACUCUAGUGGUCUCGCUGGGUUCUCGUCCAACGUUGGAAAUCAGCGAAACCGAGCUUCCGAUCGGGGCCAGCACACAGCACUUCCUGUCGGAGUCCUUCCUGCUUCGCCACCUGGCACGACCGGGACUAGAUCAGGUGGACCGUCUCCGAAGAGGAAAUCACCACCCAAGAGCUCAAGUCCAGCAAAAGCGGGAAGUCAUGUUAUGUCUGUAAUUGAUCAACUGCUUAUUUGUAAUUAUUCUCGAACGGCCAUCUGAGGGGCACUCGCAUGACACAUAUUUGUAGUUAUUCCCCUUAUAAUAUUUCUGAGCAUCUUGUUGAUGUUUUUCCUACCGAUUACUACCAACAUCAGCGUGAUUUUCUCAAAAAUAACUGAAGGAAUACAAGUGAAUAGUAGGGCAUUGAUUUUGGUAAAGUCAAGUAAGGCAUUUCAGAAAACCAAGUGAAUAGUAAGGCAUUUUAGUAAAGAUACGGUUACUGACAUCUUCCUCUUGAUGCCUCACUUUCAUCUUUUCUCAGCAGCGCACCAACCAGGCAAGAGCGGCAGCCCCUCCUUCUCUAGCUGCCUCGCGGCCAUUGACGCAAACGAACGUUAGCAGCGUCCCUGGCGCAGCCUGCGACGCUGCGAGUGACAAAAGCGGCACGAUAGAGCGUGCGUCGAAAAGCACAGAAUUGAUGUCAGAGUCAACCGUGGGCGAAGUCAAUGUUACGGGAAGGGUUCUUGGGAGUUUUACGUUUAAGUGUUACUAUGUGACAGUGAGUGAAGUAAUCAUUUGAUAAUGUACUACCUCAAUAUACUUCUGACGUUAAGUCGUAGCCUGUAAUUGUGCACGAUCAUAGCAUCAGGAGCAGAAAGAUGCAUAGGAUGUAAAGGUUGGAAACGUGAAUGAGAAUGAAUUAUGGUAGCAAAUCUGUAAUUAUGGUAGCCAAUGAAAUUUCGACACCUCUAAUGAUGGUAGCAAAUGAAAUUUCGACACCUCUAAUGAUGGGACUGUGCUUGGCUCAGGUAGUGGAGAAACGAGUCAGACGGCGCGAAGAGCGAACAUUCGCUCAGGCUCGACUGGCACAAGCUAGGGGAAACCACAACUGAACGUAGUCUUUCAAUGUAUCAGCAAACACUGUAGAAGAACAUGAAGAUGCUAGUUCUGCAUGAGAAGAUUUGGCUCAAAGAAAGUUUAGAUCAUAUUGACGACCGUGAGGUAUUAUGUGUAGUUGAGGGUGGUUUUGAUUUGAGUACGAUAUUGUCUAUUACCAGUUAGGAGAAUUUCUCGGAUUUUUUUCACAAUAAGUUACACGCUGAUGCGAUAAUGCAUCUAUAGAAAAUGACUCGGAGGAAUGAUAUGGAGACUGUGGGUUCGGGAUAACAAAUUUUCAUCGUUUAACAUUCGCACAAAGCGCAAGUAGCUCGCCUUGCUACGGCAGAUACAGCUGGAAGAACUAUUGCGCUUCAUUUUAAGAGAAGAUAUUGCUAACAACAGGUCGAUAGAUAAUUUGGUUAGAUAAAUACUUCAAGUGCUGAUGCACGUCGAAAGAAUUCUGGAAUGAGACACCAUUCCUGUACAGACAGUCUAUGAAACCAUGAAUAAUCACAUGAUCGGUUCAUGUGCUAUAUGAUUACACAAGAAAGACAUAUAUAUAAAGGUUGGUAUUGGAUCGCUUUUCAUGAACACUAUGGAAUUUGCAAAGUAUCAAGUACGUUUAUUGGAAGAAGACGGAAGACACAAUGCUAAUGUUGGUUUGCGUAAAAAAAUGCUAUCUCGCGUCCACAGGAUCUUUGUCAACUAUGUCUAUGAUUAGACGUAAAGACGCUGUUGAAGAUAAAUGUGAAGGUUCGGGUGGAAGAGGAACACUAUCAUGAGAUAAAAAUCAUAACAUCAUAGUAGGUGGCAUCCCAUGAUGGUUUUUCGUAGUUUGUUCACUGCAACAGUCUUUUUGUGUAUUUGAUGUAGUCGUUUUUACUGAAUCUGAAUCUUUUAUAAUGAAAAGUUUUUGAUUUUUUCCCGUCGGCUACGUCGUUCCCUCGCUCCCGAGCGUAGAGGUGCGGCAGUCGCAGCGGCGGGGAGGUCGGUGCCCUGUGGAGGCAACCUGAUACAUAGAUUGACUGACUCCCGUCGGAUGCUUAGCGAGAACAUGAAAACGACUCAGUCCUGAUCUGGAAUACUUAGACUUACCACAUUCUUUCAAUAGUAGCAUACCAAUUGCGCCAUUCGCGCGAACCAACAUUAAAUCAAGUUUGAGAAAGACUGCUGUCGGCAAUGCGCAUUGUAAAGACUGCUCUCAACACAAGGUGACGAUAUACGUCAUUCUAGAAUUUCAAGAUGACAGCAUGCAACAUUUCAAGAAUCUAGGAAAAGCUAAUGGUAAUAGAUGCUCCUAAAGAUUUAGUCGUGUCCUCUUCCAGCUUGGCUGUAGAUUACGAGCGGAAACCCGCACAGAGUCGGC